AUGCCAAGAAAAAGAGGUUUCCUGCUCAAACACCGGGUCAACCUCCUUUUCCGGAGAUUUUUCCGGCGACGACGCUCGGCGGCGUCCUACCGCUGCCUCGACCCAUCUCUUCCCGACCGGUUCAGAUCCGUAUCAAGACUCGCGGCGUGGACCCGCCGCCUCAGGGCGAAGGCAGGGGCGAUUCUGCAAACAGGGCGUGGGUACAUCCGGGUCGGGCAAGAACCGGUUUCCAGUCCCGGACCCGUUCCGAAGGGACACAUGGCGGUGUACGUCGGCCAAAAAGACGGCGAUUUCGAGAGGGUUUUGGUGCCGGUCGUUUAUUGUAACCAUCCUCUGUUCGAGGAUUUGCUGAGGGAGUCCGAAAAGGAAUACGGGUUCAACCACCCGGGCGGGAUAACCAUACCCUGUCGGAUCUCGGACUUCGAGCGGGUCAAGACCCGAAUUAAGGAGGUUCAGUGCGCCCGGAAAUUGCUGACGUGGAGCUGGAGAAAAUGA
Messenger RNA from Striga hermonthica, 495 nucleotides. NCBI's taxonomy places the organism in Eukaryota, Viridiplantae, Streptophyta, Magnoliopsida, Lamiales, Orobanchaceae. The record is from the annotation of a GenBank genome assembly.